Molecule: messenger RNA, 2925 nt
Organism: Abrus precatorius (Indian licorice)
Lineage: Eukaryota; Viridiplantae; Streptophyta; Magnoliopsida; Fabales; Fabaceae
Product: probable copper-transporting ATPase HMA5
Exons: 6
Coding region: 1-2925 (974 amino acids)
Biological process (GO): monoatomic cation transport
Cellular component (GO): membrane
Molecular function (GO): ATP hydrolysis activity; ATPase-coupled monoatomic cation transmembrane transporter activity; ATP binding
Source: RefSeq, a predicted model, not a curated record
AUGGGUUAUGACUGCAUGAGAAGCUUGCAGUGCUGUGGGAACUUGUCACCACAGCCACACUAUCCGUCGAUGACGAAAGGGACGUCACAGAUUGAAGGAUCAGAGGCUAAAGUGGUUUUCAACGUUAUGGGAAUGACGUGCGCUGCUUGCGCUGGAUCCGUCGAGAAAGCCAUCAAACGCUUACCGGGGAUUCGACAGGCUUUCGUUGAUGUCUUGAAUGAUAAAGCACAGGUUCUUUACUACCCGUCUAUGGUUAACAAGGAGAGGAUACGUGAGGCCAUUGAAGAUGCGGGAUUUGAAGCGAAUCCCAUGGAGGAAGACUCCAACGACACAUCCACUCAAAUAUGUCGAAUACACAUAAGGGGAAUGACUUGUACUUCUUGUUCCUCCACCAUUGAAUCAGUUCUACAAACCCUUCGUGGGGUGCACAAAGCACAAGUGGCCUUGGCAACUGAAGAAGCUGAAGUUCGCUAUGACCCUAAGAUUGUCAACCACAAUCAGCUAAUGGAAGCUAUACAAGACACUGGCUUCGAAGCCGUAUUAAUAAGCACUGGAGAACACAUAAGCAAGAUAGAACUUAAAAUUGAUGGCCUUAAAAACGAGCAAUCCUUGGAUACCAUUCAACGAUCUAUCCAUUGCCUCUCAGGUGUUGAAACCAUAGAUAUAUAUCCUGACAUUAACAAAAUUGCCAUAACUUAUAAACCAUACAUGACAGGACCAAGAACCUUCAUUGAAGUCAUAGAAUCCACAGGAUCAGGGUGUUUUAAAGCAGUGAUAUUUCCAAAUGAUGGAGGAAGAGAAGCACGUAGACAACAAGAAAUCAACCGAUACUUCAACCUAUUCAUAUGGAGUUUGGCUUUCACCAUUCCGGUGUUUUUGACAUCUAUGGUGCUUAUGUAUAUACCUGGAGUUAAACGUGUUUUAGAUGUCAAAGUUGUGAAUAUGCUAAAGAUUGGACUACUUUUGAGGUGUGAAUUUGCCACCCCCGUACAGUUUAUCAUAGGUAGGAGGUUCUAUGUUGGAGCCUAUAAAGCAUUGCGCAAAGGUUCUGCUAACAUGGAUGUGUUGAUAGCCUUAGGGACAAAUGCGGCCUACUUCUAUUCUGUGUAUGUUGUGGAAAGAGCUUCUUUCUCUCGGCAUUUCAAAGGCAACGAUUUUUUUGAGACAAGCUCUAUGCUUAUUUCGUUUAUUCUACUUGGGAAGUAUUUGGAAGUGUUGGCAAAGGGGAAGACAUCUCAGGCCAUUGCCAAGCUUAUGGACUUGACACCUGAGACAGCAACCUUGUUGACUCUAGAUGAUGAGGGAAAUGUUGUUAGUGAACAACAAAUUGAUAGCCGGUUGAUACAAAAGAACGAUGUGAUCAAAGUUGUUCCUGGUGCAAAAGUAGCAUCGGAUGGUCUUGUCAUUUGGGGACAAAGUCAUGUAAACGAGAGCAUGAUAACUGGAGAGGCGAGGCCUGUGGCUAAGAAAAAGGGUGAUAUGGUGAUUGGAGGCACUGUAAAUGAGAAUGGUGUUUUUCACGUUAAGGUGACUAGGGUUGGAUCAGAGAGUGCUCUCUUUCAGAUUGUUCGACUCGUUGAGUCUGCCCAGAUGGGUAAAGCUCCCGUUCAAAAGCUUGCAGACCAUAUUUCUAAAUAUUUUGUUCCUUUGGUCAUUGUGCUUUCCCUUUCAACAUGGUUUUCAUGGUUUCUAGCUGGAAAGUUACAUGCAUACCCAAAAUCCUGGAUACCAUCCUCCAUGAACAACUUUGAGCUUGCACUUCAGUUUGGGAUUUCGGUCAUGGUCAUUGCCUGCCCUUGUGCUCUAGGCCUAGCCACUCCUACAGCUGUUAUGGUUGGUACAGGAGUUGGUGCAACACAAGGUGUGUUGAUCAAAGGGGGGCAAGCAUUAGAAAGUGCACACAAGGUGAAUUGCAUUGUGUUUGAUAAGACAGGGACUCUCACAAUUGGGAAGCCAGUGGUUGUAACUACAAAACUCUUCAAAAAGAUGUCACUUGAAGAUUUCUAUGAAUUUGCUGCUGCAGCUGAGGCGAACAGCGAACAUCCAAUAGCCAAGGCCAUUGUUGAGCACGCCAAAAGGAUCAUAGCAGAUGAACACAAUCAUCCCUGGCCAGAAGCACGGGACUUUGUUUCUGUUUCAGGUCAUGGAGUGAAGGCCAUUGUUCGAAACAAGGAAAUAAUGGUUGGGAAUAAAAAAUUGAUGGUGGACCAUAACAUACUCAUUUCAACCGACGCUGAAGAAACGCUAGCAGAAGCUGAAAGCCUAGCUCAAACUGGGAUAUUAGUAUCUUUGGAUGGAGAAGUUGCUGGAGUUAUGGCUGUAUCUGAUCCAUUGAAACCUGGUGCCAAAGAAGUUAUUUCCAUUCUUAAUUCCAUGAAAAUCAGAAGCAUCAUGGUGACAGGUGAUAAUUGGGGAACUGCCAAUUCCAUAGCCAGACAAGCUGGUAUUGAAACUGUUAUGGCAGAGGCUCAACCUGAGAUUAAGGCAACUAAAAUAAAAGAAUUGCAGAGUUGCGGGUACAAUGUGGCAAUGGUGGGAGAUGGCAUAAACGACUCUCCAGCACUUGUGGCAGCUGAUGUUGGAAUGGCAAUAGGUGCGGGCACAGACAUAGCUAUUGAGGCAGCUGACAUUGUUCUGAUGAAGAGCAACUUGGAGGAUAUAAUAAUUGCUAUUGACCUUGCAAACAAAACUUUCUCUCGUAUACGUCUGAACUACAUUUGGGCUUUGGGUUACAACUUGCUAGCCAUCCCUAUUGCUGCGGGCAUCCUUUACCCAUCCACUAAAUUCCGAUUACCACCAUGGAUUGCUGGAGCUGCAAUGGCUGCCUCUUCUAUCAGUGUUGUUUGCUCCUCCCUCUUGUUAAAGAAUUACAAGAGACCAAGCAAGCUAAACAAUUUGGAGAUAAAUGGUAUCAAGAUUGAAUAA